Caenorhabditis sp. 36 PRJEB53466 is the source of this 2339-nucleotide messenger RNA. The record is from the annotation of a GenBank genome assembly. Lineage: Eukaryota; Metazoa; Nematoda; Chromadorea; Rhabditida; Rhabditidae.
AUGUUCUCGCGUCUUCCGCUUUUCCGACGUGGAUCCGCAGUGCUCGGCGUCUCUGCCGGAAUCUAUGUGGCCACGUGGCAGAAUACUCGCACCGGGCUCUCCAAAAUCCACGUGGCUUCGUCUUCCUUGUCGGUCGAAGCCUUCAAACAACCUCUACCGGCUCGAGAAUCUCUCGUCGACUCGUUGAAAGACGAACAGUUCGAUGUGCUGGUCAUUGGCGGCGGAUCGGCCGGAGCCGGAGUCGUGCUCGACGCGCAGACACGUGGAUUGAAGAGUGCGAUGGUGGAAUACGGAGACUAUUGCUGCGGCACUUCCUCCAAAUCUUCGAAGCUUCUGCACGGAGGCGUCAAGUAUCUGGAGACGGCGUUGAAAGAAUUGGAUUGGGAGCAGUACAGGAUUGUGCAAGAGGGCCUAGACGAGCGGAAAAACGUGAUGAAAGCGGCGCCGUAUCUCUCGAGAACCUUUCCGGUGCUGGUGCCCACUUAUAAGUGAGAUAUCAUAAGUUUGAAAUUAUCACACCCAAUGCUUUCUUUCAGAUGGUGGCAAUCGGUGUACUACUGGGGAGGCGUUAAACUUUACGACUUUCUAGCCGGCAAGGGCGUCUUGAAGCCGUCAAGAUUUGUGAGCAAGGAAGAAGCGCUGGAGAUCUGCCCGACAAUUCGGAAAGAAGGACUCCGUGGAGCCAUCUUGUACUACGACGGACAACAGAAUGAUGCGAGACUUGUGUUGGCGGUGGCGCUCACGGCGAUCCGCAACGGGGCAAAGGUACGCAAAGUUGAGAAUUCAGAAGCAUGUUAUGAGCAUUUCAGUGCGUGAACCACACGGAAUGCGUCGAUCUGUUGAAGGACUCAAACGGAAAGGUCUGCGGAGCAUUGGUCAGGGACCACAUCACCAACGAAACCUACAAAAUCCAUGCGAAAACAGUCGUCAAUGCGACCGGUCCGUUCAACGAUCACAUCCGGAAAAUGGCUGAUGAAGAUCGGAAGCCGAUGAUUCUCGGGAGUUCCGGCAUCCAUUUGACGAUCGCCAAGUAUUUCUGCCCCGGAAAAACGGGCCUCAUCAAUCCGAAGUCUUCGGACGGUCGAGUGAUCUUCGCUUUCCCCUGGGAGGACUUCACAAUUGUGGGAACGACGGACGAUCAAGCCACGCCGACUCAUGCGCCAACAGUUUCCGAGAAGGAGAUUCAGUACAUUUUGAAGGAGAUGAACAGAAGUUUCGAAAAGGAAUGGCAGAUUCGCAGGGAGGACGUGACGAGUGUCUGGUCGGGCAUCCGGGGAUUGGUGCUGGAUCCGAGGAAGAAGGACCACAAGACACUGGCGAGAACUCACUUGAUUAAUGUGAGGGAACGAUGAAAAUAUCGCAAAGUUUAUUCUUUUAGGUCGGACCAUCAAAUCUGAUCACAAUUGCUGGCGGCAAACUCACCACGUUCCGUCACAUGGCCGAACAGACCGUCGACAAGUUGGUCGAAGUGCACAAGCUUCAGGACCAAGCAGCGCCCUGUGCCACUCGCGGAAUGAUGUUCGAGGGGGGACACGAGUACAGUCCGAUGCUCUACCGGUCCCUAGCUCAAAAGUACGGGCUCGAGGAGCAAGUGGCCACCCAUCUGUGCCAAACUUACGGCGACAAAGCUCUCGAGGUGGUGAAGCUGUGCAAAUCGACGGGCAAGAAGUUUCCUGCCAUCGGACACCGUCUCCACCCCGACUUUCCGUUCCUGGAGGCCGAAGUUCGGUACGCCGUUAAAGAGUACGCCCGGAUUCCGGCCGACAUUCUCGCCCGCCGCACGCGUCUCUCACUUUUGAACGCACGCGCGGCACGCGAAGUGUUGCCACGUGUCGUCGCGAUUAUGGCCGAAGAGUUGGGAUGGUCGGAAGUGGAGCAGAAGCGGCAGUACGAGGCGGCGAUGAAGUUUUUGAGAGUUGAGAUGGGGUUGAGCAAGCUGGGAAGAGGAGAGAAGAAGGUCGAGUUGACUAGGUAUGGAAAAAGUGAGCGCUUGAAAACGGGGCUCUGAUGUUUUCAGCUCGGAAAAAUCGGAAAUCGCGCAGAAAUUCCGGCAUCUGGACAAAGAGCAACGCGGACACUUCACAAGCGGAGACCUCCAACACUUUCUGACACAAACGAACCCAUCCGAAAAACUGGCGACCGCGUUGGUGGAGGACGUGCUUCUGGAGGCGUCGGGUGGCAAUUACUACGUGUCACGGAUCGAUUUGGAAGACGUAAGUGCUCUCUAUUGAUAAUUGAUAGCUGUUUCUUUAUAGAUCUACUUGAAAAGCAAGAGCGGAUCGUUCAAGGGACGUCGUCUGAUCGAUCAUCUCGGAGACCUCGGCGAGUCCACUUUAUAA